Cladophialophora immunda is the source of this 834-nucleotide messenger RNA. RefSeq lists its product as uncharacterized. The transcript has a single exon. The record is from RefSeq and is a predicted model, not a curated record. Gene Ontology annotation, molecular function: oxidoreductase activity, acting on the CH-OH group of donors, NAD or NADP as acceptor. Lineage: Eukaryota; Fungi; Ascomycota; Eurotiomycetes; Chaetothyriales; Herpotrichiellaceae. Bases 1 to 834 code for a protein of 277 amino acids.
AUGUUCCGUUUCGAUAACAAGGUCAUCUUCAUCACCGGUAUCGGCUCAACCGGCAGUGGCAUUGGCAAUGGCAGAGCCAGCGCCAUUUUGUUCGCGCGACAAGGGGGCACGAUCUACGGCGUGGAUUUGAAUCUCUCCGCUGCGGAGGAGACGCGCUCCUACAUCCUGUCCGAAAAUCCUCAGAUCGCAGACCGCAUCACCAUCUCGCAAUGCGACGUCACCUCGGCAGCGGCUGUGGACAGGGAGGUGGGGAAGUGCGUGGAGAAGUAUGGGCGGAUUGAUGUGCUGGUCAACAACGUUGGCCUCUCCGCACCGGGGUCGGCGGAGAGCAUGCCGGAGGACGUCUGGGGCAAGCAGAUGGACGUCAACAUUAAGAGCGUGUUCUUGUGCUGCAAGGCGGUGAUCAGGACUAUGUUGACACAACAGCCCCCAGGCGGCGCGAUUGUGAAUCUCUCGUCCAUCGCGGGGAUGAGACAUUUGGGCACCGAGCACAUUGCCUAUGCCUCGUCAAAGGCAGCCAUCAUCCAGUUCAGCAAGUCCACGGCUAUCGCGUACGCACCCAACAAUAUCCGAGUUAAUACAGUGGUGCCGGGGUUGAUGAACACGCCGCUCGUGCAGAGCAGAUUGUUGAAGCACCUUCCUGAGGGCGUGACUGGGGAGCAAUUGGCACGAAGCCGGGCGGCGAAGGUGCCACUGGGGAGAAUGGGGGACGCGUGGGAUGUGGCGCAUGCGGUCAUCUACCUGGCAAGUUCGGAAGCGAAGUACGUGACGGGAAGCGAGGUGGUGGUGGACGGAGGGAUCUCGUGUUGGACCGGCCCACCGGCGAGGCUGUAG